UUGAACUUGAAACGGAAUGAAACAAAUACAAGCAAAACCCUGACAGUAACCAUGUCCAUUCAAAGCGCUUACUCCCUUUUUAUGUUAAAAGCCGUGAAUGCUUACAGGAAAGUGGGAAUUUAAAGCUGAAUGAAGGGCAGCUUACAAAAGGCUGAAAGCAGGACUGCUUUAAAACCCGGAGGAAAAAUGAGGAACUGCUAAGGCAACCUGGCCUGCGUCCAGCUGUGCAACAGGCACUUUGGUUUUAACCUAUUGCAUUCUUCAAGGCUGUUUUCAGACUCCAGAUUUACUUUGGUGUUGUUUUCUCUCUUCCUGUGAAGCUGAGGCAGAGUCGGACUCCUUUGCUGUGAGUUGAAGGAUGUUGUGAAAAUAAGGCAUUGCCGGAAGCAACGGUUUGGCAGCAACACUCAGGUUAUUUGUUACAUCUAUUAUUAUUUUGAUGUCUUUUUUUAACCCUGGUCAGCUACUUUUUACUGUCAUCCAUGGAAGGGCUCUCAUUAACCGCCUCAGACUUUUGGGACCUAUGAUUCUUUGGCAUGACCCUUCGGAAAGUUCUUAAGCAGGGAUGGAGCAAACUUGAUUGGAGUUGUGGAAAAAGAGGACAGAUUUGUAUUUUUCAUGCUGACAAAAAUUAGCUGCUAUGACUUUUCCCGCAACGUGGACAGGGGCCAAGUGAAGCUGAACUGGUCAUGAUCUGUCGCCCAGUGCUCCCUUGUCGUCGGCGAUUUUGCCCCCGGCCCUUCUUGGUGGGCUUGGUUGUGGCGAUCUGUCUCUUCUACCAGACCCUGACCCUCCGAGGGACAAGGAAGCUCACAGCCGCUGUCCCUGGCGCUGCCCCACGCUCGUCCACUGGAACCCAGGCAAGCAGAUGCAAGAAAGAAUUCUCGCAGGACAAACAGUGCUUCCUUCUCUCUGGUGAUGCACAGGAAAUCAGAAAGAUUGAAGAAGCAGUUGAGACACACUUUGGCGGUCAUGGCCGAAGGGCCAUACUCUACAGUCCUUCCCACAGCAAAACAGAGCUUCGGCUCCACUGGCACGUUCUCAGGGAGCAUGGCUAUACGGUUGUCAUCGCUGAAGAAAACCUUGAUGCUGGCCUUGGGCUGGGGCUGCUAGAACAAGCUGCGGUCCCCAAACCCCAGGCUGUGGACCAGGCCACACAGCAGGAGGUAAACAUGUUACCAGAAAUACAGCAUCGGCUUUGCAGAAAGGAAGGAUUAUGUCAAAUAAUUAGAAGAUUUCCAGAAUUACAACUUCCAGUGAGUCCCUCUGUAUGUCUGGAUCAGGGAAUACAAUUAAAGCCGAGUACUUCAAGUCACCUUUUAAAAACAGUGAAGCCACAUAUCUGGAAGCCAGGGAACUGGAGACGUGAACAGCUGAAUCAAACAACAGUCCUUGCUCCGCAUGAAACAAUCUUUAGAGCUGAAGAUCUAUCUGUGAUUCUUAAAGCAUAUGUGUUGGUGACAUCCUUAACCCCUUUGCGUGCAUUCAUUCAUUCAACUGGCACGGUUUGGAAUCUACCAAAGAAAAAACGCUUCACUGUCAAGGUAAAGGCUCCAUUGAAGCUGUUACUUCACACAAAGAAUUCUUUCACAGAGGAUGAGAACACUGAAAAACCACAAGUGCCAUUUGAUGCAAGGGGCAAUAAAAAAGAUAAAAACACACCAUGUCAUAUUAAGCAGAUUUUCACACAGCCGCAUUUGGAGCUAAAUCCUGAGUUUAACCUGCAGAUCAAAGAUUAUUAUGCUGAAGUCCCAUUUGAUGUGGUGACAGUGACAAUUGGAGUGGAGACUUCUAAGUGUCAGUGCAAGGUGCACCUGUAUGAGCAGGCUGGGCCAAGCUUUGCCAACUACCCUCUAGGCUUAGGAAUGAACAAAAUCUCAAUAUUUGUGGUGGAUGAAUCUCCAGCACAGAGUGAGACCCUGAUCACUUACAAACUCACCAUCUACAGAGAAGACCGCCCAAGUCUGCCCUUGUUUGAGGACUUCACAGCAUGUGGUUUUGUGCAGGAUUGUGGUUUGCUGAUUCACCCAGAGGAAACCUGUGGAUUACAACCUAUUUCUUCUGACUACAUCGAAGCCAUUUCACAGUCUGAGCUAAAGAGUUGUCCAUCUGGGGACAUAAAAGGCCAGUGGAUUGUGCCGUGCCUUAGUUGUUCCGACAACAGGACCUGUGACUGGAGAGAAAUAACUUGGCAGCCCCACAACUGCCAAUAUGGUGUCCUAACUAAGCCUCAACUGCAGCAGUGCUUGGGAGGAAGGAAGAUUCUUUUCAUUGGAGAUUCAACCAACAGAGGGAUCAUGUACUACCUGAUCGAAAGACUGAAUGAAACGUUGCAGGAAUGGCAGAAGGUGCAUGGCACUAAAUUCUAUCGCAACGUCAAUGGUGGGAAGACUGUUAUCAGUUAUUCCUACUAUCCUCAGUUCUGGAUAAGCCCUUCAUUGAGACCAACAUUUGAAGAAGCCCUUGAACAUCUUUUACAAAGAUCACGUCCCCUAGAGAAUACUGGCCAGACUGUAUUGGUUGUUGGGGGUGUUCAGUGGCUUAAUUCCAAUCACCUGCAAAUUAUUCACAAGGUUUUGAAGAGGGAAAAUUUACUCAAUAUCCUAGUGAUCAUCAAAACUUUGGGAAUUGGAUUUCAUCUGCCAGUGGACGGAGUGCAUUUCCUAACACAGAGUGAAGUACAGAAUUUAUGGAAAGAAAAUUUGAUUAUUUUGGAUACUGCAAAAAAGUAUGGCUAUGAAGUAGUUGAUACGUUCACUAUAACAAUGGGACGAUACAAAGAGUUUCUGCAGGGGAAGUGUGCAUGUCAUUUCCAUGAGGUAGUGAAAUCAAACUUAUCCAAAGAAUAUCACGUUAUUAAAAUGAAAAGAUCAAGGAAUCAUAUUGUGGGAAAAUAUUUCAGCAACCAAAGCAAACAACAAGACUCUGUAACAAGUUUUCAAUCACCAUAUCAUGUCAGAGGUCCUAUAAAUCAGGUUUGUUCUGAAAUCCUUCUCAGCAGGAUGUGCGCAAGAAAAAGGACUAUGUAGGCUCUCUGCAGGAGAACUGAAUUCAGGCUUGGAGACAAGGCACUCACCUGGGCAAUGGUCUAGGAGCCAAACCUUGUGCAUCACAUGCCUUUUGGAUUGAUCACACACACCGGUACACACCGACACAGACGCGCACACGUAGCUAAAACAAAGAAAUAAUAACACUUUUUCUUACAGCUUUAUAAAGUCAAGGUGUAAACUUCAACACCAGUUUAUUUCCGAGUGUAAGGCAGACCUAGAAAAAGGUUACUUGAAGUAUAAUUAUAAACCAGAACCACUGUUGGCCAGGUAUUGCAUUGUAUUAAUAAAUAGAAAUAAAGACACUUGAAUUAUGUGGAAAACAGGAUAGUACACUUUAGUUUUGUUACCAUCUCCGUAGGUAUGUUAAUAUUGAAAGGGAGAAAAAGCAAUUACAUUCCACUUGCAAGUAGAGGUUGUGCUUAUGUUCCUUACCAGGAGAAAAUGUGGCUUUUAUGAUGGCGUAGGGUUCGAGAAUCUAACGCUUAUAAAAAACAUUUCUUCCUGUGCUUUUUAAAUUUGAUUACUGAAAGGAAAAGAACAGGAAUGCUCCACAAGGGAAUUUGAAGAGAUUCUAUGAGAGAGAUAUAAAGUAAAAUAUUUUUUAGUUAAAACACCAAUAUAUUUAACUUUGCACUCCUUGUGUUUACCAUAAACAUUCCCUCCUGGUCCUGUCUGUGAAUUCGGAUAGGUAAGUGCAGUCUAAAUUGAAGAAAUACAUAGUUUUAAAGUGAAGGACAAAAUAUAGUUCCUCGUGUAUUACUUUAGUAUGUUUCAUGGAUGAUAUUACUUAAGAAAGCUUUUUUUGCCAUUAUAACCCUAUGUAACUUAAAAUUACAAUUACAUUUUAUGUAAAUAUUUUGCAAAGGAUUAUGUAUUUUCAAAUGCAUAGGCAUAUUUUGCAGAAAGCAUUUGUAUAUGUCCACAAAUAGAAUUAUGUUACUAGUAUCUAUAUUUUGAUUUUUCCAGAGCAACCGUAUCUAAUCCAAAUUUAGAGUAGGCAUAAAAUUAUUUUUCAAUUAAAAUUGUGGCAUACAUAUAAAACAUACCUAAUUCUAGUAUUUAGAACUUCCUCUUCUAUCUCUUUAGGUUCAGAAUGGUAAAUUUCUUUAUUAUACAAAUGCUUUGUUGUGAGGUAACAUCUGACAGUUACAAUGGCUUUUAAAGGAUUAUUUUUCUUUUUGGGAAAAACAAAAAAAAACGGUGAGAGGGUUAAUUCAAUACAUGGCUGAAAUUACCAAAUGCACAAAUACCUCAAUUUCACUACCAUACAAAAAAAAUUAUUUUGAUUGAUCAGUUCCUUAGUAUGAAUACCCACCUCCUUUAAAUACUCUAUUUUUAUAUGUAUUUUUAUAUGAAGAUAAACAUGAAUUUAUAUUUAACUAUCAUAAAUUAUAUUUACAUAAAUGCAAAUAUCACUUGAUAUAAACAAUACAGAUCUGCAUCUUACAGAUGAUAAAUUUUUAAAAGAAUGGUACAGAAUUCACUUUAAAUAUGAAAGCUUUUUCUAGCGUCUACACUUUAAUGUAAGCAUCAUUUUUAGGUUUUCAGUGAUUUUUUUUAAAAAAAUUGUAUAAAACACUGCCAAUUUAUACAGCCUCUCCAUCAUGUUUUAACUUAUUAUAUACUCUAUAACAGUAUUACAGUCAGUGGGUAUUUCUUGUAAUUUACUUUCAACCUAACUGUAAUAACCAUCCGACUGAGGUUAGUCUGGCAUUUACCUCUUCAAUGUUGAAAUAAUAAUGGGUUUUAGAAACAAUUGUAAUAAUGUCAUUAAUAAAUGUCUUACUGGU
Propithecus coquereli (Coquerel's sifaka) is the source of this 4840-nucleotide messenger RNA. RefSeq names its product cadherin-like and PC-esterase domain containing 1 (gene CPED1). The transcript has 16 exons. The record is from RefSeq and is a predicted model, not a curated record. Bases 690 to 3029 code for a protein of 779 amino acids. NCBI's taxonomy places the organism in Eukaryota, Metazoa, Chordata, Mammalia, Primates, Indriidae.